This is a messenger RNA of Sebastes umbrosus (honeycomb rockfish), 3162 nucleotides long. RefSeq names its product EFR3 homolog A (S. cerevisiae) (gene efr3a). Lineage: Eukaryota; Metazoa; Chordata; Actinopteri; Perciformes; Sebastidae. Bases 182 to 2659 code for a protein of 825 amino acids. The transcript has 23 exons. Gene Ontology annotation, biological process: protein localization to plasma membrane. The record is from RefSeq and is a predicted model, not a curated record. Gene Ontology annotation, cellular component: plasma membrane.
GCUGCCGGCGAGGGGAAACACAAAUACUGCAAGGUCAGAGAUGAGAGUCAGUUUGUGAGGGGGGGAUAGAGAUAGAGAGAGAGAGAGAGAGAGAGAGAGGCUGGAAACACAGACAGACAGAGAGAGACGGAGGCGUCGAGGUCCACCUGGCAGGCCGUCCUCAGUUUCGUCUCACAACAAGAUGGAUUCAGAGAACAACGAGUCGGGAGUGUGUGGCUGCUGUGGGCCGCUCAGGCCGAGGUACAAACGCCUGGUGGACAACAUCUUCCCCGAGGACCCCAAAGAUGGCCUCAGUAAAUCUGACAUGGAGAAGCUGACCUUCUACGCCGUGUCGGCUCCAGAGAAACUGGACCGGAUCGGAGCGUACCUGGCCGAGAGGCUGAGCAGAGAUGUGGUGCGACACCGCUACGGGAAUGUGGUGAUCGCCAUGGAGGCUCUGGACCAGCUGCUGAUGGCGUGCCACUCUCAGAGCAUCAAGCCCUUCGUGGAGAGUUUCCUGCACAUGGUGGCCAAGCUGCUGGAGUCCAGAGAACCAGACCUGCAGGUCCUGGGGACCAACUCGUUUGUGAAGUUUGCCAACAUUGAGGAGGACACGCCGUCUUACCACCGCCGCUACGACUUCUUCGUGUCCCAGUUCAGCGCCAUGUGCCACUCUACUCACGAAGAGACCGAGACCAGGACCAGGAUCCGCGUGGCCGGGAUCAAAGGUCUGCAGGGCGUGGUGAGGAAAACGGUGAACGACGAGCUGCAGGCCAUCAUCUGGGAGCCUCAGCACAUGGACAAGCUGAUCCCGUCCAUGCUGUUCAACAUGCAGGACAGCGACGACCUGGACAGGGCAGGGCAACCCGGCACGCCGUCGGGGGUGGGUCAGGACGGGGAGGAAAACCCGGCGGCGCUGGCGGAGAGCUGCUUCAGAGAGCUGCUGGGCAGGGCGGCCUACGGCAACAUGAACAACGCCGUCCGACCCGUGUUGGUUCACCUGGACAACCACAACCUGUGGGACCCCAACGAGUUUGCCGUUUCCUGCUUCAGAAUCAUCAUGUACUCCAUCCAGGCUCAGCACUCCCACCACGUCAUCCAGCAGGUUCUGAAUCACCUGGACAACCACAACAAGAACACACCGCGGGUCAGAGCCGGCAUCGUCCAGGUCCUCCUGGAGACGGUGGCCAUCGCCGCCAAAGGCUCAGUGGGUCCCACAGUGCUGGAGGUGUUCAACACUCUGCUCAAACACCUGAGGAUCAGCGUGGACUUCGAGCUGGGCGAGACCUCGAGGAGAAACUCCAGCACCAGCGUUUCGUCCGGCCGCGGCAAAGAGAGCGAAGAGCGGUUCGUCCAGAACGCCAUCAUCCAGACCAUCGGCUUUUUCGGUGGAAACCUGCCAGACUACCAGCGAGCUGAAGUCAUGAUGUUCAUCAUGGGCAAAGUGCCAGUGUACGGUACCCCCUGCCACACCUUGGACACCGUCAAGAUAGGGCAUCAGGGUACCAAGCGGAUCCAGACCAUGCUACUCAGCUCUCUCAUCAUGGUAACCUCUGGCUUUAAGUCCAAGUCCAUGGCAGCUGCGUUGCCUCCUCCCUUCCUGGAUCCGCUCUUCUCCAUCUCUCUGAUGGAGGACAGCGAGCUGAGGCAGCUGGUGCUCGAGAUCCUGCACAACAUCAUCGAUCGCCAUGACAACCGCGCCAAGCUACGCGGCAUCAGAGUCAUUCCUAACGUCGCAGCGUUGAAGAUUAAAAGAGAGAAGAUCUCCAAGCAAGAUGUUGCAUUCAUGAAGAAGCAUGGCCAGCAGCUCUACCGUCACAUCUACCUGGGCUGCAAGGAGGAGGAGAACGUCCAUAAAAACUUUGAGCUGCUCUUCACCACCCUGGCAAUCCUGACCAUCGAGCUGGCCAACGAGGAAGUGGUCAUCGACCUCAUUCGGCUCUCCAUCGCUCUACAGGACAUGGCUCUGGCGAACGAGGAGAACAUGCCGAUAUUUAUUCGCUGUGGCAUCAUGGCGUUGGUGGCGGCGUACCUCAACUUCCUGAGCCAGAUGAUUGCAAACCCUCCUUUCUGUCAGCACGUCAGCAAGGUUAUUGAGCUGAGGACCAUGGAUGCUCCGUACCUCCUCCCAGAGCACAUCUUCAGAGACAAGUGUCCAUUCCCUGAAUCUCUGGACAAGGAGGACAGAGCGCUGUACUUCCAGACGGCCGACAUGGCCGAGUGUCUGGCGGGACCGGGAUACAACGCAGAGAGGCUCUCCAUCCCGUACGUUCCCCAGGUCACAGAUGAAGAUCGACUGACCAGGAGGAAGAGUUUCGUGGACACAAUCUCCCUUCAAGUGGACAUCGUGUCCAACAACCUUCCAGACAAGUCCCAGCUAGCGGAGGAGAUCACGUUUGAGACCCUGAAGAAGGCCAUCGAUACGACGGGUCUGGAGGAGCAGGAGAGGGAGAAGAGGCGUCAGGUGAUGGAGAAGUUCCAGAAAGCUCCGUUUGAGGAGAUCGCUGCUCACUGCGAAUCCAAGGCGAACAUGUUGCACGACCGGCUGGCGCAGAUCUUUGAACUUACAAUUAGGCCUCCACCCAGCCCGUCCGGAGUGGUUUCCAUCUCAUCGGGACACACUCAGCACCAGUCCGUCCCCGUCUACGAGAUGAAGUUCCCAGACCUGUGUGUCUACUGACCACACACACACACACACACACACACACACACACACACACACACACACUCACACACAUUCACAAAAAAAUAGCUGAAAUGCAAAAAGAAAGAAGGACACAAUCACAAUCUGUACUCCGGUUUCCAGUUUCUAUUCACAACCAGCAUAAAGGUUUCACGCAAAAUGCAGCAAAACAGACGUAAUCAGUUUGAUAUAAAGACGAGUUGAGUCUUCUGUAAACGGUACUUCUGAAUCCAAACAUGUGCAUUGAUUAUUUAAAUACUUGGAUCCUUAACUAAACUUAAAGCAGAUUAUCUCCAGCAGCUCUAAACCAACUGAUUUGCUGCACUUUGUUGGCUGAAACUAAACUAAACGUUUGAGAAGAACAAACACAAAUGAAACGGCUUCCUCUCUGAGGCUUCAGCGUCUGAAUCUGAUGUUGCUUCCCAGCAUGCCUCUGGUCGAGCCAAAGCUUCACACCUUGUACAUAAAAUUAAACUCCCGCUUCGGGGUUUAAAACUUGA